This is a messenger RNA of Carya illinoinensis, 791 nucleotides long. RefSeq names its product stress-response A/B barrel domain-containing protein HS1-like. NCBI's taxonomy places the organism in Eukaryota, Viridiplantae, Streptophyta, Magnoliopsida, Fagales, Juglandaceae. Gene Ontology annotation, biological process: pollen tube adhesion. The coding region runs from base 94 to 444 and encodes 116 amino acids. The record is from RefSeq and is a predicted model, not a curated record. The transcript has 2 exons.
UACUAUCAUAUAUGCAGCCUCAAGCUUUCUUAUUUCUUUCUUAAUACAUUGGAGAGAGAGAGAGAGAUCAUCGGAGAGAGAGAGAGAGAGAGCAUGGAGGCCGAGGAAGGAAAGGGAUCAGUACUGAUGAAGCACGUAGUUAUAGCGAAGUUCAAAGAUGGAACUUCAGCUGCACAGAUUGAGCAACUCAUCAAAGAUAUGGCCAACCAAGUCAACCUCAUCGACCCACUGAAGUCUUUACACUGGGGCAAGGAUGUGAGCCCUUGGAACAAGAAUGAAGGUUACACUCAUGUGUUUGAAUGCAACUUUGAGAGUAUGGAGGGAAUCGCAGAGUAUGCUGCUCAUCCUGCCCAUCUGGAAUACGCAAAGAGCCUCCUUCCGUACGUGGAGAAGUACAUUUUGUUUGACUACAAACUCAAUACUCAGGCGGCGGCCAUCAUCUAGAUCUCGAUCAUCAUCAUCUGCUUGCUUGCUAGCUUCAAUAUAUAUAUCAUGUAAUCUCUAGCUAAGGAAUAUAAGCUGUGGACACGUCCAAGUCUUUUUCUAAAUAAGAUCAUCAGAUCGAUCAAGUACGUACUGUGUCCAAAUUAAAGCUACGUACCUGAUAAUUAUAUUAUUAUUAAUGCAUGCAUGCUAGCAAGCUUAAUUAUAAUGAACCUAUUUGAAUUUAUGUAGCUAGCUAGGUACGUGAUCAAGAUCUGUAACUCAUGAUCUCAAUAAAUCAUCUUGUACUCAAAUCUAUAUUAUAUAUGAUAUUGAUAUAUAUUCAAAUAAAUGUGUUUGUUUAUAUA